AUGAUUGCACCUUGUCCCCCAACAGCCUCUUCUCAAACUAAAACUAGUAUUCAUUUAUCUACUCCACUCUUCUCUGAUUUUAUUACUCCACCAACAACGUCUGUAGAACCUCCUGUUUUGGUCAAUGCAUCUUAUGCGGGGGCUGACACUUCAGGUUUUACAAUGUCUCAUAUCUCACCACCCAUUUCCUCUCUUUGCCAAGAUAACCCAGAUAUGAUCUAUGGGGAUGGUGAAGAUGACAUGGUAGGAUUCACUUUUAGUCCAUUCACCAUUAGGAGUGAGAGUGAUGAAAAAGCUCCAGUAAUGAAGGGGCAACUCAAAGCCAUCCAUGAAAAUCUUGACUCAUUUCUUAAGGCUUCAAAACCCUCCUCAACUGAAGAUUACUCCCAAGCUUCAGUAAAGUCUAUACUUGAAACUCUCACCAAAUAG
Molecule: messenger RNA, 429 nt
Organism: Lactuca saligna
Lineage: Eukaryota; Viridiplantae; Streptophyta; Magnoliopsida; Asterales; Asteraceae
Source: the annotation of a GenBank genome assembly